UCUUGCUCUGGAAGCUUUAUCAUCUCAUCUUUUCACCCUGCAGAAAAGCUUUAUUGACUUUCCUGUCAUCAGUCCCUUCACUAUAUCUAAAUACACACACACAGAGGCGUAUCUUCUACUCCCCCAAUUCUCAUUCCCUCUUUCCUUUUUAUAGCAUAUUCCAAUCCUUUCGCUGAUUCAUAGGUUGCAGAGUUCGCUCUUUCUCAAUGCUCGGACCGAGGCGGGAUUCACCGGUACAAGAUCACCACUCCGAAACCUUCACCGGCAUUCGCUUCGUCCUCCUUGGAUUCGAUGCGAUCCAGGCAGAAAAGUUCCGGCUGAAGCUGGUUAGUGGCGGUGGGGUUGAUUUUGGUCUGUACGAUCCGAGUUGCACUCACGUAAUUGUCGACAAGCUUACCUAUGAUGAUCCUGUAUGCGUUGCCGCACGAGCAGAUGGGAAGAUUUUAGUCACAGGUUUAUGGGUUGAUCAUAGUUGUGAUAUUGGAAUGCCUGCUGAUCCCACCUCUGUCAUGUACAUACCUUUAAGGGAGUUAAGUGGAAUUCCUGGUGCUAAAUCUCUAACAAUUUGCCUGACUGGAUACCUGAGCCAAGACCGAGAUGAUAUCAUGACAAUGGUAGGCCUCGUUGGGGCAAAAUUUUCAAAGCCGUUGGUAGCAAACAAAGUUACACAUCUUAUAUGCUACAAAUUUGAAGGAGAGAAGUACGAGCUUGCCAAGAAGAUGAGGAAGAUAAAGCUUGUUAAUCAUCUCUGGUUGGAAGACAGUUUGAGGGCUUGGGAAAUUCUCCCAGAAGCUGAUUACAAUAAGAGUGGCUAUGAGUUGGAAAUGGAGAUUGAAGUUAAAGAUUCUGUAGAAGAAGCACAAAACAUAGCUGAGAAGCAAUAUGAUGCUAUUUCUGGUAAUAUGUGUAUCGGGAGAAUAAGGGGCAACCUGUCUUCCCAAUUAAAGGAAGAUAUAUCAAGGAAGCUGCUAGCUACUAGUGCAUCUAAAGUGUUAACUGCAGACGAGAUUGUAUCUGUUCAUGCUUCAAAUCUGCAAGACGUUCAUAAGAACCAUUCCAAAGUGUUUGAAUCUUGGGGCACCAGAACUCCUGGGGAUGUUGCUUCUGGUAAGCAACAACAUUUAUCAAAAACAUACAGCAAGAAGCCAGCUUCUGCCCAGUCUGAAAAUGUUUUGACUUCUAAAUAUGAAGAUGCUGUGAGGGCUGAUACCGAUGGCGCAAAGUUCAGUAUAAGUUACUCGAGGAAGAUCCCUAAGAGAAACACACUUCCAAUGUCCUCUUCAGCCAUAGAGCAAGCUAUUGAUGUAACUAAUUCCAGUUGUGUCAAGACUCCUUUGAAGGAAACCAAGUUACAUCAUGAAAGAGGGCAAAUUGAUGCUGCGCUUCGAAAGAGGAAGAUGGAUGUUUCUUAUGGGAGCUCAAAAUCACGAAAGAUUACUCAUGAUUCAACAAUAAGUCAGUUGGUGAAUGAUGCUGGAGGUUUAGCUUCUUCAGGUUCAUUAAGUGACGAACUUGACAAUUGGGCUACUCCAGGCCCUAACCCAAACUCUCCUUCCAGCAAUUCAUCAGCCCUUGAUAGAACAUCUAUGCUGAAGCCUAUUGUGGGUGCUGUUAACUCGAAGGAUAAGCAAAAAUAUAACUUGGAUGCAUCUCAAACAUCUUUCACAGAUAUGAAAAAAAUGAGCUUGGCGAGCAGGCAUAGCAUGAAAGAUGUUAUGAACAAUGCAGACAAUCCUAUCGGUGAAGUUGGAAAGCCACAGGAGGAACUGCACGAUGUGCAAGUCCCAGGUCCAGAAACCAAAUUAGAGGCUGAGAAAUCCAGUAGUCUUAGCUUGAAUUUAUUUAAAGGUCAAAAUGUUGAUUCAAUUUUGAAACCACUCAGGAGGAAGGUGGUUGGCAAGAAGGUUGUGGGCCGUAAAUCAAAACUACUAGGCCCUGGUAAUACCAAAAACCAGAAAUGUCCCGUUUAUGUCAGUAAAACUGUGUCACAACCUGACAUUGUGGCGACUUCAAUUGAUGGGAAACAGAUACCUGACAAGGUAGCACUUGGUAAUUAUAAGAACCUUAAUUUGAUUCCUUUGGAUGACGUUGAUGGGGCCACAAUGAUGGAGACAAAUAAUGUAGCAAAAGCAGGGAAUGAAGUUGAGAUUAGGACAGGAUCCAUGGUUGAUGAAACUGAGGCUCCAGAGGACAAGGAACGUGAGCUUGAGGCUGUUAAUCUAUCACACAAGAUGACCAUAGGGAUGAAAUACAAUACAGAUGCUGGGGAGCAUAUAGCAAUAGGAAAAAAUGCCAGCAGUUCGAGUGCAAAUCAUCCACCAAAAACAUCAGAUGAUGGAAAAGGAGGUGAACUUGAGAAGCCAAUUUGUGGUGGGAAAAAUGGGCCUGAUCAGUUAGUCUCCAAAGAGGAUGCUGCAAAAGAAAAAAUAACUAGAAGGAAAAAAGCCCUGCUGGGUAAAACUUCUAGGAAGCUUCUUCCGGGUGGGAUGAGAAAAUCAAAAGUAGAUGAUGAUCGAGACAAGAAAGGUGGAAAGAAUAAUGGAAAGAUAGAAAACGAGGAAGAAAAAAGCAUUCUACAUCCCACCUGUGAGACCAAGCAAACCUUAACCGUGGAGAAGUCAGAAAACUCCAUUGGAGUGGAUAAAGGAAAUAGUCCUGCUGGUAUUCUAGAUAAAAAUGUCAGUCAGGGUAAACGCCAGUUUGAAAAAGUUGCUCUAAGAUCUAAUAAAUUGUCAACAAAGAUAGAACUGAAGCCUGGCUUGAAUGACCCGGAUUCAGUAUUCACGAAGAGGAUUCUGAAAGUGAAAACUGAACCUGAGUGGUUUAUAUUAAGCGGGCAUAAACUACAAAGAAAGGAGUUUCAGCAGGUUAUUAGACGGUUGAAAGGUAGGGUAUGCAGAGAUUCUCAUCAGUGGUCAUAUCAGGCUACCCACUUCAUUGUUCCAGAUCCUUUACGGAGAACAGAAAAACUUUUUGCUGCUGCAGCAUCUGGAAGGUGGAUUUUGAAGACUGAUUAUUUAACUACCAGCAGCCAGGCAGGAAGAUUCUUAGCAGAGGAGCCGUAUGAGUGGCACAAGAAAGGUCUAAGUGAAGAUGGUGCAAUCAACUUAGAGGCUCCAAGGAAGUGGCGACUUUUGAGGGAGAGAACUGGUCACGGGGCCUUCUAUGGAAUGCGCAUUCUCAUAUAUGGCGAUUGCAUUGCUCCACCUUUAGACACACUAAAGCGCGUCAUCAAAGCAGGAAAUGGGACCAUAUUAGCAACCUCUCCUCCUUACACCCGUUUCCUUAAAUCUGGAGUCGAUUUUGCUGUUAUCAGUCCUGGCAUGCCGCGCGUUGAUAGGUGGGUGCAAGAGUUCUUGAGGCAUGAGACACCAUGUGUGGUGGCCGAUUACUUGGUAGAGUAUGUUUGCAAGCCCGGUUACUCCCUCGAGAGACACGUGCAACACAAUACUCACACGUGGGCAGAGAGGUCGAUGGCUACCCACCUGAGCCGGUUAGAAGAGGUUGUCGAGGAGCCAACAACGCCCCAGCAUCUUGUUCUUACCGAUCUGCCAUGUCAAGGUUGCGGGUGCCGUGACAGAGGAGAGGAUAUGCUGAUUUGUGGUAACGAAAGCGGGUCUGCAGGUUGUGGUAUUGGCAUGCAUAUUGAUUGCUGCAAUCCUCCACUUGAAUAUAUUCCAGAGGAAGACUGGUUUUGCCCGAAUUGCAGCAAGAGCAGCGAGAAGGCCAAGCGUCCCAAGACUAAGAGUACCAAGGCAAGACGGUCUUCAGUAAAGAGCAAAUGAUAUUUGGUCUUGCGACAACUUUUGCUUCUGUAUUUUAAAUGUUGUUCUCAAUUCUCUAAAUUCUGUAGGCCUAGUUAUAUGCUUAUAGGAAGCCAAGCCAUGCAUCUUAAUGGUAUUUCUGAAACUAUUUCGAACUAAGAAGAGUUGGCACGUUAAUGGCUUCAAAUGUUGGUGGGUCGGUAAUGGGCCGGCCCAAGUGAAUAUGGGCUAGGAUAAGUGAAAUUUGUGAUGAGAAUGAAUGGGUUCUUCAAGUGAAGGUAGACCCGAAUCAUUGAAAACGCUGUCUGUCUUGACUCUUGAGAAAGUGAGAAUGUCGGAAGUUAAAUCCGGAUCUCAACGCCCUCCUCUCCCCUCUCCACAGAACUCGGAUCUCAAUAUGCAUGCAUACC
This is a messenger RNA of Diospyros lotus (date-plum), 4174 nucleotides long. Its product is annotated as BRCT domain-containing protein At4g02110. The transcript is spliced from 10 exons. NCBI's taxonomy places the organism in Eukaryota, Viridiplantae, Streptophyta, Magnoliopsida, Ericales, Ebenaceae. The record is from RefSeq and is a predicted model, not a curated record. Bases 207 to 3785 code for a protein of 1192 amino acids.